CACCUUACGUCCCCUUCCCUGGUGUUGCAUCCCAAAAUUUACUCUCAAUUUCCACGUCAGCAAUUCUCGUAAAUAUGUGCUUAAACCUCUUGGAGUGUACUUAGAAAUAUUCAGUGACCUAAAUUAAACUGAAGAAGCACCAGGAGAAGGCAGUAUUAAGUUUGAUUACAGUACGGGAGAGUAAAAUAAUAACGGUGGAAAUCAGUGAGAGGGAGAGGUGUGGGUGGUAGUGGUCGGGGCCGCGGCUGGGCUCAGUCAGUCCUUCCUCCGCUCUCUUGCCUGUCUUCCGCUAUGGAUUUUACGUGAGUAGUCUGUGUGUUGGCAGAAGAUUCCAUAAUCAUCUCUGGCUACUAACAUGAGAAGCAGUUACUACAACCUGAAGCAGAAAAACAGCAUUAUAUAAAUAUUACACAUAAUGACAUAAAAGUUGGAUAUUGGUACACAAAAAAACAUUAAGUGAAAAUGGAUGAAAUGCCAAUCUUACAUCCUCAAGAUGAUUCAAUAAUUUUACCAUUACAAAAAAGUAUGCCAGUACUAGAACCUGAAUUUUUAUCACAUGGUAAAGGAAUAUUGCCAAUUUUGAAAGAAUUUAAGGAGCCAUUAGAAGAAAAUCUGAUGCCUUUAUGUAAUGACAGAAAGCAAAAUGUUAAAAAAAGGCCAAUAUCCAAAACCAAAGAUGAAGUUGAAAUGAUUCCUUGUACUCAAUAUGUUCAACACCUUGCAUCUCGCUUAGAAGAUAAUGAACAAAAUACAAUUUCACAUGAAAAGCAGGAAGUUGAAACAAUGGCACCCCUGAAGAAAAUCAAACUAACUGAAGACUCUGUUAGUAAUGAUAGUGACGAGGUCAUGUGGAAGCUCUCAAGAUGUCAGAAACAUGGUUUGCCAUUUGUUUUACAGAAACAUAUGAAGUGGUUCAAAGUACUGCUGUUGAAUCGUUUUCAAACACAAGGCACAAAUUCUAGUUUCAACGAGACAUUUGCUGAUUAUAUGCGGUUGGUGAAAGUUGAGGCAAGUGUUGCCAGAAUAUUCAACAGUCAUAAAAAGGAACCUGACCUAGGCUUUACUACUGAAUAUCUUUUUUCGCAUACGGUUGGGAGCUAUGUAGCUGAUGUUUCCCAGUUACAAGACUUGCUUAAAAGAAGUCCUCUCUUUUAUAAUUCCACCAAUGGAUUGUGGAAGAAGCAGUUUAAUAAUGGAAGCAGCAGUUUCAAAAACCAGGAAUUUCAUUGGCAAGGAAUUAUGUGCAUGCGACAGGUAUGGUCUGUCUCAGGAUCCUCCGCAGCUUCUCAUGCUGGCCAAGUUGCAUGCUUAGAAGCUAUAAUAAGAAAAUCAGUUAUGACUAGUCUUCAAAUAGUAAAAGAACUCAGUUGUGCUAUGCACAUCCCAUGGUGUAAAGAAAUUUUGGAUGCUGUUAAAAGUGUGCUGGCAUUAUCGCAAUCAUUUUCCAUACAUGAAAAUGAAAAAGAUGUUGAAAAUAAUAACAAACAAACAUCUACUAAGGGAAGUAAAACAUUUUGUACAUCUUCAGUGAGUUCCACGAAGGAAUUUGGUGGCAUAUUACAAAAAUAUUUAAAAAAAGAAAGAAGAAAAGAAAUGUUAGCAGAAUGCAAGGAUUCUGCAAACUCACUGUAUUCAGGAAUACAAGGAUUCCCUGAUUUAACUUCAACCCUUCAAACUACAGCAUUGCCACCACUCACAGACCAUAUAAAUCAAAGCGAACCUGUGAAAGAGAUGAAAUUCAACAAGAAAAGUAGAACACCUAUGGCUAAAAAGAAGAAAACUCCACAAGUAAUUUUCCGUCGUGGCAUAAAUCUUGAUGCAAAUCAUGAACAGUACUUGGUACCUCUUCAGCAGGGUUGGGUUCGAGAAAUUGUAUACCGUGCUGUUUCUGAAACGUCAAGAAGUGAUAUUUACUAUCAUCCACCCAGUGGCAAGAAGCUUCGAUCUCGUGUGGAUGUCAAUAAAUACUUGGAAAAGGAAAAUGUGCAGGACCUUACUGUAGCCAACUUCACUUUCCGACCACUUACCCUUGGAUUUGGUCCUCCCCAUGAAAUUUGUCGUAAUGCUAAGUUUGGUAUUACAUUUUUUGGAAAGACACAUUCAAAUAGAGAGAAUGAAUCCAAAACUGAGGACAUGAAUAUAGCGAGUUCUACUGCAAGUACUAAGUCAUCUAAUCUUAACAAAAUAAGAAUAACAAGUCCUUCGACAGCUAUCAAGUCAAGUAGCUUGAAACCAAAGAAAAUAGUGAGUUCUCCCACAGCUUUCAAGUCAACCAACCUACUAUCAGGAGAUGGCAGGAGCAAGCACACUUUAAAAGAAAAUGGUGGGUUUGAGGUCACUAAUGAGGUUGGCGAAACCACGGGAUAUGAAGAUUGGAUUCCACGGGGAAAUGUGUUGAGAAAUAUGCAUCAUGGAAAGAUAAGUGUUACUGUUACAGAUAACAGAAAUAAGACUCCUUUGAUGAGUAAUAGUGAGAAAAGUCUAUUGUCAGAAAAGGAGAUCAUGGAUGAACUUUGUAAAGAAAAACAGAUUAGUGAUUUUGAAUUUGAAAUGGCAACGAAAGAACUUGAAUGUCAAUUACAAAAUAAGGGUAAAUUAAAAAUGAAGAUUAUAAAAAAGACAAAGAAAUGUGCAAUAUAUACAAACCCAAAGAAAGCAAAGGCCAAAUCUGUGAGUUAUAAUUCUAGUCUUAGAAGUAAAAAUUUUAGAUGCAGUAAGCCUGAUAGGUUUAUAAACCAAAAAAAAAAUGAAUUUAAAAAUGUAAUUAGUAAGGAACCAAGUUGUAACGUAUCCCCUGUUACUCCAGUGUGUGAAACUGACCAGCAAUGUUUGUCUCAUAAACAGUCAGAAUAUAACGGAGAAAUACUUGGUUUGGAACUAAAUACCACUCAGUCCCAGAUAUGUAAUAAUGAAAUAAGUAACACUCAGUCUGAGGUAUGUAAUAUAGAAAGAAAAAACUUACAGUCCCAGAUAUUUUAUUCUGAUAUUAUAAAUUCUGAAUAUUAUGGAGAAACACUUGGUUUGGCAUUAAAUACCACUCAGUCCCAAGUGUGUAAUCAUGAAAUAAGCAACACUCAGUCUGAGGUAUGCAAAUCUGAUAGCUUAUCUCAUGAGUACACCUUGGAUUUUCAUGAAAAUAUAAUCAUAAAGUCAGAGGAAAAUUUAUAUGAUGCAUGCAAUUUUAAGCAAGAAUUACACUCAGUUUCUGAGAACCAUAAUAGUGAAAGCAUUUUUGUAAAACCGUCAAUUAUGUAUCCUAUAGAUAUAAAAUGUGAACCAUUAUGUAAUACUCCUUUUGAGAAUAAUGAUGGAGUUGAUUUAAAUAUGCUUAAACUUACCCCUGAGGAGAGUUUAAGUUUUUCUUCAGAUAGAGUAAAUAAUUAUGAGGAAAGUGAAAUCAAUUUUUUAGAUUCUAAUUCUCAUGAAGAGGAUAUUACAGAAACUUUACAGGACACAAGUCUUCCUGUAAUAUCACAAAUUCAGAGUGGGAAGGAAGUUGAGGAACUUUUUGAAGAACCUCUUAGACUCUGGAAUACACCACCAUUUGCAAAUUCAAUGAAACCUCCUGAGACAAUUGAAACAACUGUUCACCAACCAGUUACCUUUCAGUCCAGUAACAGCAGUCCAUCAACCAACACCACACCAUUACAGUGUGGGGUAACAUCUCUUGCUCAAGAAAGUCCAGUGGCUGAGGAUGCUCUUCAAAGAAAGUUGCAAAAAAAUACACAGGAGUGUUUAUCCAGAAGUGCAGAUAAAUAUUGUAGUUCUAUAGUAGGAAUAAAGAAUAAAAUAUUUGGAAUAGAAAGCAAUGUGGCAGUAGUCCAGGAAGGCGCAUCAAACCGUGAAUCACACAGGACCUUUAGAAAACUAACUAAUGACAAAAGACCUAAAAGAAAUAGAGGAGAAAUUCAUAUUCCUCAAAACCAGGAAAUUAUGUUGCCUGAAAAAGUUUCUAAUUUAACAUCAAAAUUGAGUGGAUCAGUUGAACAAGAAAACAGGAUGUCACAACCAACCUUACAUAGUCAGGCAUCAACAAGUAAACAAGUAAACUUGCCAGUACAGCAGGGACAAAUACAACCCCAUCAUAUAUCAACUGGUCAAGUAAAAAAUACACUGAGAACAUUUAGGAAGUUGAAUAGGAGUAAACCUGCGACGAGUCCUUUAGGUAGUAAGACGAGUGUUGUACCAUUACAUGAAAGUAAUAUAAAAUCUCAGCCGCCUUCAUUGAGUGGGCAAAUUAAUAUCUCCCUUAGGAAAUUCAGAAUUUUGCCAAAGAAUAAAUUUUUAGCAUUAACAAAAAGAAGUAUAGAACAAGCAAAUAACUCAUCACAGGAGAAAGAGCUACCAACCCAACCAUCAAAAUCCAGUGAACACGUUAUUAACUUUGGAUCACAGAAAAAAAACUUGCUUAGCCAACCAACAUCAUCAGAUAAACAAGUAUUUAAUUUAGCAUCACAGCAGAAAGACAUGGUGACUGUUCCAUUAACCCAAAGUAGACAAAUUCAGAAUUUAACGUCUCCGAAGAAUAACACAGCACAACUAUCAACAUCUAAUGAUCAAGUAGUUAACUUUACAUCUCAACAUAGAAAUGUGGCCAAACUAUCAACAUCAAACGAACAAGUAAUUAACUCGGUAUCGCAGCAGGAAAACAUUCCAACCCAACUGUCUCCAUCAAUUAGACAAAGUUAUUCAGCAUCACAGAAAAGUUUACCAACCCAACUGUCAACUUCAAAUGAUCCACUAAUUAGCUCAGUUUCAAAGAAGAUGCGCGUGGAAGUUCAACCAUCAUGUGAAGAAAUUAAUGCUCCACAAACACAUACAAAAAUUACACCAACCCAUCAAUCGUCAUCAAAAGGACAAGUAUGUACCACAGCAACUCGGCAACUGGAGAGCAUACAACCUCAAACGUCAAGUAAAAAAGUGCUUAAUGUAACAUUUGUGUCAACAUCAGUUGAAAAAAUUAAAAAACUAAUAUUUCAGAGUGAAAGCUUACCAGUUCACCUAGAUAAUGGACAAACAAUUUAACAUUGGAUCAGAUCAAUGGAUAACCAUUUUAUUUAGCAUCACACAUGAUGAACAUGACAAACCAACCAUUAAGUUCAAGUGGACAAAUACCGCACUAAAAACACACAGUACUGUAUUAAGACCAAAAAGAAACCGCCUAGAACAAGUCAUUGUAACAACAUAGAAACUCAAGCUCAAUCAUAGGCAUCAGGGGUACUAAAUAAUUUAAUAUCACAGUAGCAAAUGUCGGCAUUAAAUGGACAAAUACUUGAGUUGUCAUCCAGAACAAUAUAGAAUAAAACGCUGCCCAGCCGUCAACAUAGUGAACAUGUCUGUAACUUGACAUCGUAGCUGAGAAAUAUAAAGAAGCACUUUAUUUAGUUUUUCUGGGAAGCUCCCUCAGUAGCUCUUCGAGUCAAGCUCUGGUCCAGCCAGACCUUGAAAAGAUGAACAGGCUUUUGAGACCUAUCCUUGCCUACCAGAAUUCUGACUCUGACACCACACUCUUCAAGGUAAGAGAGUUCGGGAAAACCUAAAACCAAAAAAAGAAAAUAUCGGAAAGAAUAAGUGCAACAAAAUGUCAACUGCUUGAAAAAAAUUAGGAACCUGCAGAUACAGUAA
Messenger RNA from Procambarus clarkii (red swamp crayfish), 5625 nucleotides. RefSeq names its product mucin-4. Gene Ontology annotation, cellular component: chromatin. Gene Ontology annotation, molecular function: DNA binding. Lineage: Eukaryota; Metazoa; Arthropoda; Malacostraca; Decapoda; Cambaridae. The record is from RefSeq and is a predicted model, not a curated record.